AACUUCCACUUGUGUGUGAGCUCAGUGUCUGUAGAGAGUGAGUGUGUGUGUGAGUGACAGGAGUGUGUGAGCUUUGGGACUAAUGCCGUGACCACUCUACUCACUCUGACAGAGCUUCAGUGGUCUUCCAGAAGGGGAUUGAUCAAAGCCCAGGGGUUUGACAUGCCACCCCAAAUGGAUUAUUCCUACCCAGAGGCGCGCGUUCCUCCGGUGUGCAUGGAGCAGGCGCACGAGCACGAGCACGCGCACGCGCCCGACUCGGACCCGGAGCCGGCGAUCAGCUGCAUGCUGGUGGGAGACGGAGCUGUGGGCAAAACCAGCAUGAUCAUCAGCUACACCAAUAACGGAUACCCCACUGACUACAAACAGACCGCCUUCGACGUCUUCGCAGGACAAGUCCAGGUUGACGGAGCUCCUGUCCGGAUCCAGUUGGUGGACACAGCUGGCCAGGAGGAGUUUGACGGCUUCCGGUCCCUGUCCUACGCCCACACGGACGUCUUCCUGCUUUGCUUCAGCGUCGUCAACCCGACGUCCUUCCAGAACAUCACGAAGAAAUGGAUCCCGGAGAUCCGCUCCUGCAACCCGACGUCCCCCAUCAUUUUGGUCGGGACUCAGUCGGACCUCCUGCUGGACGUCAACGUCCUGAUAGACUUGGACCGGUACAAGGUGAAGCCCGUGCUCAGUUCCCGGGCUCGGAGCCUGGCCGAGAAGAUCCGGGCCACGGAGUACGUGGAGUGCUCGGCUCUGACGCAGAAGAACCUGAAGGAGGCCUUCGACGCCGCCAUUUUCGCAGCCAUCAAACACAAGGCCAGGAAGGCCAAGAAGAUGAGACUGUCGGACAGGCGCGCUAAAGCUUUUUCCAAAUGCAGCUGGAAAAAAUUCUUUUGCUUCAUCUGAUCCUGUGGGUCAAACCGUGUACUGUGGUGGAAUUUAUUAUUUAUUGCCUGUUUUUCCGGGGGACAAAGCUCGGAGCGCUGGAUUGCAAAACUUUUCUGGAAUCAUUACGUCAUGGCGUCACGUCAUGUGAAACAGGAGAUAACGAGCACGCGCAAACAAAACCAACAAACAGAGCCGAGCGGGGAAAUGAUUAGUUUCCUAUAACAGCACUUGCUGUGGUUAGUGAUUUAUUCAGCUUGUACCUCAGCAAACACAAGAACAAAGCAGGGUCGGGGUUUGUUUGAUAAACAAGUGUGUGUCUUUUUCUAAGCUAAAAAAUUGUCAUUGUAGAAAAGAAACAAAACACCUAAAGAUGUUAAAAAGGCGUUAUACAGCACUGACACUGGAGACUCCUUACCUUCAUACGAAAGACGUCUCUUAUAACAAUUACAAUCGCGGAUUAGAGCAAAAGCCUUAACGUGGAUUGAACUGCAGACAAAAAAAAACAGAAGUAAAUCAAGACAAGCGCUGAGAUUUAAUAAACAUCAUGGUGAUGACCUCUAGUGUGUAAAUGACGAGUGUGUGAGCGCAUCCUGUGUGAGGGUUUGAGAGCUUGCGGCCCGGCGCGAGGAGCUGAAAGGGUUAAACCCCGACUCUCUUUGUCUUCAGCGUCACGUUGUCAGACGAGACUUUUCAUAUGCGAGAGAUGACCCGACGCCUCCCUUUGAACAAUUAAGAGGCGACUUCACGAGCGCGGGAUUGAGUUUGUUCAGCCAAGCAGCAUCUCCAGCGUCGCCAUUGUGUUGCAAAUGGACCUCGAACCCACGGGGGAGUUCUUGUCCAUCACGGAGAUGUUUAGAUCUUGAGGAUAGACUAGAGACUCACUCCAAAGUUACGCCCUGUUUACGGUUGAAAAAAACUUGCCUUCUUAUGGAUCUCCGGUUUGUUUUAACGGCUCGCACUCGUUAUCUCUGAGAUACAGCAUCGAUUCGUGGACUCCAGUGCCUGUGUACAUAUGAUAUGAUAUGAUACGAUACGAUGUGAUAAUGUAAAAUAAUGUUGUUGUUUUUGCUAAAACACUAAAUCUUAUGCUUCUUGUGGAAGACAAUUAUAUAAUGCUGUUUAUUUUAAACAGUCAGGGUUAAUGCCGUAAAGGCAAGAAGGACUUGUGAUUUUUCACUUAAACACACUGACACACACAAACACACACACACACACACACACACACAUUUGCAUGACAUUCUGGCACUCACUGAUUUCUUCAUCCAUUUAAUCACUUUUUUAAUUAUUAUUCCUGUAUGGAUGUCUGAACAGUGUUUGAUGAGAUGUUGUAAUAAAAUGAAGUGA
This is a messenger RNA of Clarias gariepinus (North African catfish), 2223 nucleotides long. It is a transcript of the gene rhov, whose product is annotated as ras homolog family member V. The transcript is spliced from 3 exons. Bases 163 to 897 code for a protein of 244 amino acids. Gene Ontology annotation, biological process: small GTPase-mediated signal transduction. Gene Ontology annotation, molecular function: GTP binding; GTPase activity. Lineage: Eukaryota; Metazoa; Chordata; Actinopteri; Siluriformes; Clariidae. The record is from RefSeq and is a predicted model, not a curated record.